Molecule: messenger RNA, 2001 nt
Organism: Anopheles marshallii
Lineage: Eukaryota; Metazoa; Arthropoda; Insecta; Diptera; Culicidae
Product: transcription factor SOX-3-like
Exons: 2
Coding region: 1-2001 (666 amino acids)
Biological process (GO): cell differentiation; positive regulation of transcription by RNA polymerase II; anatomical structure morphogenesis
Molecular function (GO): RNA polymerase II cis-regulatory region sequence-specific DNA binding; DNA-binding transcription factor activity, RNA polymerase II-specific
Source: RefSeq, a predicted model, not a curated record
AUGGCUGAUAUUGAAGAAGAAGAUGUUCUGGAAACACUGUUACGAUAUCAGCUUCAGCAGCCCUCUCCGACGCUUAAUAACGCCGCAUCUGCUAUGGAGGAGACGCAAAACAACACAGCAGUUAACAAUGAACAAUUGUUUUACUCGAGCUUGUUGUUCCAAAGGCUGGCUAUGAUAAGACACAGUGGACUGUACAUCACCGUUAGCGAUACGGGACAAGCAAUCGCGAGUUCCUCAGGCGGCACUGUCACCAUUAUCGAAAAAGACGACGCAGGCGACGACGACGGCGGCGACGGUGACGUCGAGCAGCACAACAACAUGUUGACCAUGGAAUCUGAUAUGAAGGGGGGUGGCAUUCUGCAUGCCACCAUGCCCCCGCAUCACCCGUCCUCUCUGCACGGUCACAGUACUUCGCCGUACGGAGCGCUGGGAUCGUUGAGCAUGAUGAACAUCGGCCAGUCACAGCUUUCAUCCCAUCAGACAUCUGCGGCUCAGCAGCACCACCUGCUUGGGGGUGGUGGUGGGCACCAGCAGCACCAUAUGAGCCAUGGAUUGAGCAGCAACAACAGCAGCAGUAGCAGUAACAACAACAACAGCAGCGGGUACGGAAGUCCUCUGCAACAGCCUGUUUCGGGAUUGAGUCCGACCGGGCUCGUUGGUGGGCAAGGACACUCGCAGCACAGUUCGCCGACGGGAAUGGGUUCCACCGGGCAGCAUCACAUUACGGCAAGUGGUGGAGGUGGUGGUCACCACCAUCACCAUCACGGUUCCGGUGGCCUGUUGGGUGUGAAUCACAAUAAUAACAACACAAGCAAGGCGGCACAACAGAAUGCGGAUCGCGUCAAGCGUCCGAUGAACGCAUUCAUGGUGUGGUCUCGUGGACAGCGCAGGAAGAUGGCUUCGGAUAAUCCGAAGAUGCAUAACUCCGAGAUCUCCAAACGUCUCGGUGCACAGUGGAAGGAUCUAUCCGAAACAGAAAAGCGUCCGUUUAUUGAUGAAGCAAAGCGGCUCCGAGCGGUGCACAUGAAGGAACAUCCGGAUUACAAAUACCGUCCGCGCCGGAAGACGAAGACGCUGACGAAGGCGAAGGAAAAGUAUCCGCUCGGGGUGGGAUCGCUACUUGGUGGUGGCCAAACGACCGAGGGUAGUGGGAUGCGCGGAAGCGCCUCAUCAACCACGCUGGCAGCGCAACAGGCGGCGGCGGCAGCGGCAGCAGCGGCCGCGGCCGCGGCGAACCGUGAUAUGUACCACCAGAUGCCUCCAAAUGGCUACAUGCCGAAUGGAUACACGAUGAUGCACGAUCCGUCGUCGGCGGCGGCUUACCAAUCGCAACAGCACUACAUGAGCAAUUACCACCACCAUCAUCGGUACGAUAUGGGCCAGAUGGCGGCAGCAGCAGCCGCCUCUGGAACCACAGCCGGAUCCUUGAACAGCUACAUGAAUGCCGGUUACGGUGGCAUGUACGGCGGUGGAAGUGGUAGCGGGGGAGGUACGGUAUCCGGUGGUCAAACGUCUCCGUACGGUGGUAGUGGAGGCGGACUUCAACAGCCCGGUUCGCCGUACAGUACGACAAUCCAGCAGCAGCCCGGUUCACCGUACGGACUAAACCACCAACCCGGAAGCGCACUUUCCUGCCAAAGCCACAGUCCCAGUGAUUCGAGCGUGAAAUCGGAACCAGUUUCGCCCGGCCCGAUUGCGUCCGCGACCAAUAACAAUCUAACGAUGAAGCGUGAAUACAUUGGUCACCAGCAGCAAUCGGCGGCCGCCGAUCUAAGCCAUUUGAUCAAUAUGUACCACGUGCCGGAUAUGCAGCAAACGGGUGGAGCGGAUUUACAGCAGCACCAUCGCAAUCAUCUAAUGCAACAUUACCAUCAGCAUAACGCUAGCGUGUCGCCCGAUCUUCAAUCGCAGCACCAACAUCUCCAGCAACAGCAGCAGGUCCAGCAGCAACAACAGCAGCAGCAGGUUCUGCGAUCUAUGGCACCAAUCUCACAUAUGUGA